Molecule: messenger RNA, 390 nt
Organism: Mesorhabditis spiculigera
Lineage: Eukaryota; Metazoa; Nematoda; Chromadorea; Rhabditida; Rhabditidae
Source: the annotation of a GenBank genome assembly
AUGGUGCGCAUGAAUGUGCUUGCCGAUGCUCUCCGAAGCAUGAACAACGCCGAGAAGCGCGGAAAGCGCCAAGUUCUCAUCAGGCCAGCGUCGAAGGUUAUCGUUCGGUUCCUGACAGUAAUGAUGAAGCACGGAUACAUCGGAGAGUUCGAGAUCGUCGAUGACCACCGUGCCGGCAAGAUCGUCGUCAACCUCAACGGCAGAAUCAACAAGUGCGCCGUCAUCUCGCCCCGAUAUGAUGUUCAACUGAAGGACCUUGAGAAGUACACCAACGAGCUCCUCCCCUCCCGGCAAUUCGGCCAUCUCGUGCUCACCACCUCCGGAGGCAUCAUGGACCACGAGGAAGCCAGAAAGAAGCACUUGGGAGGCAAAAUUCUCGGAUUCUUCUUC